UGGCGUUAGUAAUUAUAACUAGAUAUUAAGAACGUUAAAAUGGCUUUAAGUUGUGCGCCUCCGGAAAGCGUGUACCAAAGAGAAUAUAAUUGCAAAAUCAUUUUAUUUAUCAAAGACAGUGAACGCACCACCAGCAAGCUCUCGUAACCCGGAUGUAAACAUUAUCAUAUCCGGAUCAAAUAAUUCACAUGUCCUUCCUGUGUAUUUCAAAUUUUAUUCAGCGGUUAUUAUUGAACAUAAACUGACACAGCAGUAGUGAGAAACUUUUCAGAUAGGUGUAUUUUCUUUUAAAUGCACCUGCAGGUUGUAGCAUCUGUGGUAUAUAGCAUUAAACGCUGCGAGCUAGCUAAAGUCUGCUAAAAGUCAACGGACAGAGGAUGAAGUCACUUCACUGGGCUUGUAUUUUUGAGUUUAGCAGAGAAAGUAAAAUGUCUUUUUUACUUUAAGUAAGGUCACUUGAUAGAUUAAUGUCUAUCUAAUACUUUAAAGUUAAAAUAUUGAUUUUACACAGUUGAGUUGUAUUUGGUCUUUAAGAGAUCAGAUUUUUACUCAUGAGGAUUCAUCACUUCAACAGACAAUCUUUUUUGCUCAAGCUUCUCAUCAUGUUACCCCACUGUGUCAGGCGUGUUGUUUUGUCGAGGCGUUUAUUAAAAACAUCACUUGCUCUGCAGCACAGCAGGACACACUGCAGCGCAUCAUCAACAGAGGAUCCGGAUCAGGUCAGGACUCUGCUGCAGCUCUGUGUGGACAGGCACUAUGUCUCACCUGGUCAGACUAACACGGAGCUGUUUCGGCGUGGGAUGAGCUGCAGUUAUGGCCCUCUGGGCACGGAGCUGAGGAGAAACCUGCUUCAGCAGUGGUGGUACUCUGUGACCAGCUCCACAGCUCAGGUGUUUGGGAUAAACUCUCUGAGCAGCAGUAGCAGCAGCAACGAGGACACAGCAACAGAUGGACAGGGACAACUCAGGGUUGUUGAGUCGGAACAGUUAAAACACAUACUUGAACAGAAAAAACUGAGCAAGGAGCAGCUCAUCCAGAGGGUACAGAUGCUCAUUCACAGGUCCCCAUCUCUGAGGACAAACUUUCUUCAAGGUGCCUUGGAGCAAUUUGUCCCCUCGUUGGAGCUGGUGAACAGGAAGCUGCCCUUCGGCCUGGCUGAGGCUGGCCUGUGUUUCCAACCCUCAGAUGGUUCUGGUUGCCCAGCUGAAAUGACUCAGACGUCUCUGGUGUGGUUCUGCUCUCCUCGUACUUCUUCCCAGUGGCUCGAUCACUGGACACGGCAGAGACUGAAGUGGUGGAGGAAAUUUGCCCUGUCUCCAUCAGACUUCAGCAGUAAUGACGUCCCAGAGGAGGAACUCGAGAAGGCGGCGUCUCGUGGUGUGAGGAUCAUCUACAGCUUCCCGUGGGGACAGGAGACUCUGGAGACGCUGUGGAGCAGAGGAGACACUGAACUGCUGCAGACACACAAAGGAGUCCAUUCCAAACUACAAUGUCGAGAUGGCCGUAAGUCAGUUCCUCACGUCGUCUCAAUAACCGGGAACAUGGACCGUGGCGUGAUGGCCUUUCUGUCCAGCUCACUGCAGCAGCUCAAGAAAGAAGACAGCAAGCAGAAGCUGCUGCAGAGAAAGGUUCUGAGGUUGCACCCAGUGUUGGCUCCAGUCAAAGUGGCUUUAGACAUUGGCAAAGGAGCCACUGUGGAGCUGCGGCAGGUGUGUGAGGGGCUGCUGCAGGAGUUCAUGGAGGCUAAGAUCUCUGUGUGGCCUGGGUAUCUUGAAACUCUGCCAAUGUCAAUGGAGCAGCUGAACACAAAGUACGAUGAGAUGGGAGUGCUUUUCACCGUGGUGAUCAGUGAGAACACCCUGGAGAGCGGCCUCCUUCAAGUCCGCAGCAGAGACACCACCGUCAAAGAGAUCAAGCACAUCUCUGAGAUCAAAAACUUUCUGUGCAGAUACAUUUCUGCUGCAGACAACAUCUGAAUGGACUUUUUGGUGUAGGAACCAAAAAGAAAUACUGAAUGUAGUGAUGCUUCCAUUUUGCAGCCCGUUCUUCGGGUCCAAAAUGAAUGCAUGAAUCUAUAAAACAAGGACUUUGUUCUGAGGAUUAUUUAGCUCAACAGAGCAUUUAUGGCCUCCUCUCAGUACGUCCGAGGAAGAGGUGAAUAACUCAUACUUGUGUUUUACUGCGUUCCAUCUGGUCUAUGUCACUUUGUGAAUUCAACAAAGUGGUACAUGCAUUUUAUGAGGAUUUAAAUAAAUGUUGGGGUGUUUA
Molecule: messenger RNA, 2268 nt
Organism: Centropristis striata (black sea bass)
Lineage: Eukaryota; Metazoa; Chordata; Actinopteri; Perciformes; Serranidae
Gene: polg2
Product: polymerase (DNA directed), gamma 2, accessory subunit
Biological process (GO): mitochondrial DNA replication
Cellular component (GO): mitochondrion; cytoplasm
Source: RefSeq, a predicted model, not a curated record